Messenger RNA from Conger conger (European conger), 1236 nucleotides. RefSeq names its product ankyrin repeat and SOCS box protein 9-like. Lineage: Eukaryota; Metazoa; Chordata; Actinopteri; Anguilliformes; Congridae. Bases 89 to 1030 code for a protein of 313 amino acids. The record is from RefSeq and is a predicted model, not a curated record. Gene Ontology annotation, biological process: intracellular signal transduction; positive regulation of protein catabolic process; protein ubiquitination. Gene Ontology annotation, molecular function: protein binding. The transcript has 7 exons.
GCAGCUUCCCACCUGCACAGCUGCACUGAAACAUUCAGCAAACAUUCAGCACUGAGAUUGGUCUGUUAAUAAUGGAAGGUACAUUUUGAUGGUGAAUAUUUCAGUCAGUUUACAGACCUCAAAAGCGUGGCCACUUUCAAGAAUGGACUUUCAGAGAGGGGAGAGAAAUGGGGAGAGAGAUUCCAGCAGGCAAGCAGAGUCUGCUGUGUACUUUUCCAAUCCUCUAAUGAGUGAUAUUGAGUCUGAUUGGUCACCGCUGCAUGAUGCAGCCUAUCAUGGGCGGCUUGUGUCCGUGCGCACUCUCAUUGAUCAGGGUGCCAGCACCAAUCUGGUUUCUCUGGAGAGGGUGUCUCCUCUCCACGUGGCCUGUCUGCAGGGGCACACAGUCUGUGCAAAGUUACUGUUGGACCACGGAGCAAAUGUGAACAUCACUACAGUAGAUGGGAGCACUGCGCUGUCAGAAUCCUGUGGGGGGGGACACCUCUCUUGUGUCAGACUCCUUCUCCAGCAUGGAAGCACACCCCAUGGGCCCACAGAUUCCUCUUCCCCCAUCCACCAGGCUGCUGCCAAAGGUCAUGUAGACUGUGUGGAGGCCCUCGUCCAGCAGGGGGCAGAUGUUGACCGCCGGUCUGAAUAUUUGGGCACACCCCUUUACACUGCCUGUGCCAAUCAGCAUCUGAGCAUGGUGAAGAGACUGCUUCAGCUUGGGGCCGAUGUGAACAGCGGUAAGGGGGGAGACACCCCACUGCACCUGGGGGCCCAGCGGGACUGGCCUGAGCUGGUCACCACUCUCCUGGAGCAUGGCGCCAACGCCCAUGCCAGGGACACGGCAGGAAACCAACCCCUAGACCUGGCCCCACCCAACAGUGCCGCAAAGACCCUUCUCAACCAGAGAGGAGGAGUGUCCCGCCUGGCCCAGCUGUCCCGCCUGACUGUGCGCAGAGUGUUGGGACCAGCGAGACUCUGCAAGAUCAGCUCACUGUCUUUACCAUCAGAGCUCAAAGAAUACCUUCUGUAUCAGUCAGACUAACACGACUGGCAAAGGUGUGGCCACCAGCAGCACACACACACACACACACACACACACACACACACACGCACACACAUAAAUACCCCAGCAUGGCUUUACUGACGCAUUUCUCGUACAGUUCGCUACAGUUUGUGCUAUCCCAGUACGUGCGCACACGCGGUUAACAAACUCGCAUCUAAGUUAGCGAAUUCGCACAUUCACGCACA